AUGAAGUUCCUCGCCACUGUCACCGUCCUCGCCACUGCAGCUCUGGCUGCCCCCAACCCCGAGCCUGAGUGCAACCAAAUCGGCCAGCCUUGUUGGAAGGUCAAGCGUGCGACUGAGGUUUUCUCUAGCGCAGUUCGAUCCAUCGGCACCGUCGAGACCGAGCACCAGGGCAUCCCCAACGAGGUUGCUCUGUCCGCCCUCCAAGGUCUUGACCAGCUCUCCAGCCUGCUUCUCUACGCCUCCGAGGACCCGUCUGCCUUUCUCCAGAACGUAACCGACACUUCGACCGCCAAGCGCGAUGUCGAGGUACAGGAGGAGAAGCGAUGGUGCUACCGCGUCGGUAUGACUUGCGGCUGGAAGAAGAAGCGAGCUGCGAAGAUCCCGGAGGAGAAGCGAUGGUGCUACCGCGUUGGUAUGACUUGCGGCUGGAAGAAGAAGAGAGAUGAGGAGAUCCAAGAGGAGAAGCGCGAUGUCGAAGUCCAGGAGGAGAAGCGCGAUGCCGAAGUCCAGGAGGAGAAGCGAUGGUGCUACCGCGUCGGUAUGACUUGCGGCUGGAAGAACAAGCGAUAUGAGGAUCUCGAGGAGGAGAAGCAAUGGUGCUACCGCGCCGGUGAGCCCUGCUGGAAGGCCAAGCCAACCGAUGAGAUCCAGGAGGACAAGAGAUGGUGCUACAAACCCGGUCAGCCCUGCUGGAAGGCCAAGCAUGUCGCCAAGGGCGUUCUCAGUGCCACCAUUGAAGGCGAUGAGAAGCGAAGCGUCGAGGAGAUUUCUGAGAAGUCAUGGUGCUACCAAACCGGCCAGCCUUGCUGGAAGGCCAAGCGCAACCUCGAGGCUAUCCAAAACGGGGCUCGCAGCGUUAUCGAGGGCAUGUACUAA
Molecule: messenger RNA, 876 nt
Organism: Trichoderma virens Gv29-8
Lineage: Eukaryota; Fungi; Ascomycota; Sordariomycetes; Hypocreales; Hypocreaceae
Exons: 1
Coding region: 1-876 (291 amino acids)
Source: RefSeq, a predicted model, not a curated record